UUAUAAAAGAUCAGGCCAUCGUGGUUCCCACUUUCCCGAUUCUUCUUCUCCUUUUAUAAUCUUAGCGACCUACAAACCCUAACACGCUACCAUUUGCUCCACCUGCUUAAUUUGAUUUCAGGGGAAAGAGAAGAAAGGAUGUCGUACUUGCUGCCCCAUCUUCACUCCGGUUGGGCGGUCGACCAAGCCAUCCUCGCCGAGGAGGAGCGCCUAGUCAUUAUCCGCUUCGGCCACGACUGGGACGAGACUUGCAUGCAGAUGGAUGAAGUUUUGGCCUCAGUUGCUGAGACAUUAAAGAACUUUGCUGUCCUAUACCUUGUCGAUAUCACUGAGGUUCCUGACUUCAACACGAUGUAUGAACUGUAUGACCCGUCGACUGUGAUGUUCUUCUUUAGGAACAAACACAUCAUGAUCGAUCUUGGCACCGGGAACAAUAACAAGAUCAACUGGGCACUGAAGGACAAACAAGAGUUCAUUGACAUUGUCGAGACUGUUUAUCGUGGUGCUAGAAAGGGCCGCGGUCUUGUCAUUGCUCCAAAAGAUUACUCCACAAAGUAUCGAUACUGAGCACUUGCAUCGCAUCUGCUGCAACUUGUUGGUACACACAAACAUGAGUUUGUUUCUUGCUGCACAAAUGUUUGUGAAUAAUCUUGACCUAUAUAUAUAUAUAGGAAAAUACUUGGUGUACUCUCAUUUUAAACUCCCAACUUUUAUUCUCUCGCACAUGUUUUUGAUUUAGACACUUUUCAGUGGACCCACAUGAUGAAAAUAACCAAUACUGAUUUGCCA
Molecule: messenger RNA, 789 nt
Organism: Ipomoea nil (Japanese morning glory)
Lineage: Eukaryota; Viridiplantae; Streptophyta; Magnoliopsida; Solanales; Convolvulaceae
Product: thioredoxin-like protein YLS8
Exons: 2
Coding region: 139-567 (142 amino acids)
Biological process (GO): mRNA splicing, via spliceosome
Cellular component (GO): U4/U6 x U5 tri-snRNP complex; U5 snRNP; spliceosomal complex
Source: RefSeq, a predicted model, not a curated record